This is a messenger RNA of Acanthopagrus latus (yellowfin seabream), 2031 nucleotides long. It is a transcript of the gene ears2, whose product is annotated as glutamyl-tRNA synthetase 2, mitochondrial. The transcript has 10 exons. Gene Ontology annotation, molecular function: tRNA binding; zinc ion binding; ATP binding. Bases 249 to 1838 code for a protein of 529 amino acids. Gene Ontology annotation, biological process: glutamyl-tRNA aminoacylation. The record is from RefSeq and is a predicted model, not a curated record. Lineage: Eukaryota; Metazoa; Chordata; Actinopteri; Spariformes; Sparidae.
UUGAGGAUGCUGAGUUCCACUUCCGGUCCUGUUUCCACGAAGAAGAGCGCCUCUGAACGGUCUUGAAUAAUGUUUGACCCAAACAAGCUCCACACUUGCAUGUGAGCGACGACUUUUGGUAUUUAUUAUCGUGUUACUGUCAUGUUGUCGUCCGCUGAAAUGCAGUUUUAUUAACCGCCGUAACCUUUCCGAAGCCCGAGUGGUGCCAAGCUAGCUAGCUUGUUAGCUAGACGGCUGUAAAACUUAAUAUGAAGCUGUUAACGCAGAGAUGUGUCCAGUGUCUGACAGCGGUCAGAUACAGGCGGGUUAACAUCAACCUGAACAUCCACCUCAUGAGAUGCUGCUCCACGGUUCAGGGCGAAGUGAGGGUCAGGUUUGGACCCAGUCCCACAGGCUUCUUACACCUCGGAGGCCUCCGAACUGCUCUCUACAAUUACAUCUUUGCCAAGAAGUACGGAGGCUCGUUCAUCCUCAGACUGGAGGACACUGAUCAGAGCCGGGUGGUACCAGGAGCUGCAGGGUCCAUAGAGGAAAUGCUGGACUGGGCUGGUAUUCCUCCAGAUGAGAGUCCUCGUCGAGGUGGCCCGGUGGGUCCGUACAUGCAGUCUCAGAGACUCGACCUCUACAGUCGGACGGCCCAGCAGCUUGUGGAGAGUAAUCACGCCUACUACUGUUUCUGCAGCUCUCAGAGACUCGAACUGCUCAAAAAAGAGGCCUUAAGGACCGGACAGACACCUAGGUAUGAUAACAGGUGUAGUCACCUUCGGGCUGAGCAGGUCCACGAGAAACUGGCUCAGGGAGUGCCGCAUGUGAUCAGAUUUCGUCUUGAAGAAGGUGUCGAGCCUUUUCAGGAUCUCGUCUUUGGAUUGAAUCAUCAUGAGGUGGCCCAGGUGGAGGGGGACCCUGUAAUCAUGAAAGCAGACGGUUUUCCCACCUAUCACCUUGCUAACGUAGUGGAUGAUCAUUACAUGAGGAUCAGUCAUGUACUGCGGGGGUCCGAGUGGCUCAUCUCAACCUCUAAACAUCUACUCAUGUACCGUGCUCUUGGAUGGCAGCCGCCGACCUUCGGGCACUUGCCGCUCCUGAUGAACAAGGAUGGCAGCAAACUGUCCAAACGACAGGGGGACAUAUUCAUUCAGAGCUUCCAGACAGACGGAGUUCUGCCGGAGGCUCUGCUGGAUAUCACAACCCACUGUGGAUCUGGAUUCAACACCAGUCGAAUUGGGAGGAGGAUCGAUGAACUGAUCUCUGAGUUUAAUCCCUCAAAGAUCACGACACACUCUGCUAUGUUAGACCUGGAAAAACUACCAGAGGUCAACAGAAUCCACUUAAAGCACCGUAUCGAAGAUGAAGAUCAGUGCCGUUUGCUGAUCAAAGAUCUGCAGGAACUGAUCAAGCAGGCCUACCCAGCAGAGAUCCAGGACGCAGAAGUACUGCAUGAGGAUUAUAUCAGGCGGAUGCUACAGUUUCGUAAGGGUCACAUAUCUUCCCUUAAGGAGCUUGUGAGUCCUGCUUACUCUUACAUGUGGGUGCGACCUUCCUUCUCUAACCAGCAGGUGGCAGCGCUCACUACAGAGGCCCAGCACAUCACCUCAUUAGUGCUGAAAAUAGUAGCCGAGCGAGGCGAGGAGCUGGACUUGGAUCAACUCAGUAAAGAUCUGAAGACUGUAGCCAAGCAGACUAAAGCCACAAAAUACAGAGAAGUGAUGAAGCUGUUACGACUGGCUCUCAGUGGUCUGCAGCAAGGGCCCAGUGUUGCUGAGAUGAUGGUGUCUUUGGGGCCUGCAGAGAUCAACCAUCGAUUCCAGAAACUUGUUCAGCUCUCAGAGACUAGUUAAAGACUGGACAGACUGUUUCCUCACAGAUGGACGGAGACAGGGAGCUGCUGUAUGUUGAGCGACACAAGCAACCACCUGGUGAUUCUGGUGUCAAAGCUACCUGGGACACGUUUAAAACGAACUGCACCUCAGUGAUAUACGUUAAACAAUGCUUGAAUUAUUAUGAAUGUUUUAUAAAAGGGAUGAACGCUCA